AUGCUGCUCCCCAAAGGCGGCGUGACCUGGAAGUCCGCCAAAGCAAGAUUACCACCAUGGAGAGCUAUAUUAAUGUUUUUGACCCGGACACGAUUUCUGGUGGCCGUCGCUCUCACUGGCCUGAUUGUGUUAUUAUGGAGGGGGAUUUCUGUAUCAACGCGGGAGAUGUCAAAUUAUUACUGCUUUGGUCCCUCGAAGCCGCCGACGCAGAUGUCCAUCAACGAAAUGGUGGCGUGGAACCAGCACUUACAAACACCAGUGCUUUUUAAUCACCACGAGCCGCUCGAAGUCAACGCGAGCACUAUUCAACGGGUAGACCUGAACCCGAUCGUCUCGACCCCGAGGGCAGUCAGCAACCAGGAACGAGUCCUCAUCCUGACGCCAUUGCGGGAUGCCUCGCCCUACUUGAUCAAAUACUUCGAUCUCCUCACCGAGCUUACCUAUCCUCAUGACCUGAUUGACCUUGCUUUCCUGGUUGGCGAUUCCACGGAUGACACUCUGGCAGUUCUGUCGUCCGAACUCAACCGCAUUCAGUCGCGGACGGACAAGAUACCUUUCCACAGUGCCACAAUUGUAGAGAAGGACUUUGGCAUGACAUUGAACAUGGAUGUGGAGACCAGGCACGGCUUUGCCGCACAAGGACCAAGAAGGAAAGCAAUGGGAAGAGCGCGGAACUACCUUCUCACCGCCGCAUUGAAACCUGAUCAUGCCUGGGUCUACUGGCGGGAUGUCGAUAUCGUGGACAGCCCCAAGAAGAUCAUCGAGGAUUUUGUUGCUCAUGACCGAGAUGUUUUGGUCCCGAACAUCUGGUUCCAUCGUUACGAGAACGGUCGCGACAUCGAAGGCCGUUUCGACUACAACUCGUGGAUCGAGUCUGACAAGGGCCGACGGCUGUCUUCCACCCUCGACAAAGACAUUGUGCUUGCCGAAGGUUACAAGGAGUAUGACACCGGCCGGACGUACAUGGCCCGCAUGGGUGAUUGGAGAAACAACAAAGAUGAAGAGAUCGAACUAGACGGCAUUGGAGGUGUAAAUAUUCUGGUCAAGGCCGAUGUUCAUAGAUCAGGGAUCAACUUCCCCUGUUACGCCUUCGAAAACCAGGCAGAGACAGAAGGCUUCGCGAAGAUGGCCAAGAGAGCAGGUUAUCAAGUCGUUGGCUUGCCGAAUUAUGUUGUCUGGCACAUUGAUACGGAAGAAAAGCCAGGCAAUGCCGGAUAG
Capronia coronata CBS 617.96 is the source of this 1218-nucleotide messenger RNA. RefSeq names its product mannan polymerase II complex ANP1 subunit. The record is from RefSeq and is a predicted model, not a curated record. Lineage: Eukaryota; Fungi; Ascomycota; Eurotiomycetes; Chaetothyriales; Herpotrichiellaceae. Gene Ontology annotation, molecular function: alpha-1,6-mannosyltransferase activity. The transcript is spliced from 5 exons. Gene Ontology annotation, biological process: cell wall mannoprotein biosynthetic process; protein N-linked glycosylation. Gene Ontology annotation, cellular component: mannan polymerase complex. Bases 1 to 1218 code for a protein of 405 amino acids.